This is a messenger RNA of Fusarium poae, 1725 nucleotides long. RefSeq lists its product as uncharacterized. NCBI's taxonomy places the organism in Eukaryota, Fungi, Ascomycota, Sordariomycetes, Hypocreales, Nectriaceae. The transcript is spliced from 3 exons. The coding region runs from base 1 to 1725 and encodes 574 amino acids. Gene Ontology annotation, biological process: endosome to lysosome transport; early endosome to late endosome transport; protein targeting to lysosome. Gene Ontology annotation, cellular component: late endosome; extrinsic component of endosome membrane; early endosome. Gene Ontology annotation, molecular function: phosphatidylinositol binding. The record is from RefSeq and is a predicted model, not a curated record.
AUGACAGCCACUUCUUCUGUGGCCCCGGCCGCCUCUCCUGCCCGACCGCCGGCCCCACGACCCAAGUCGGUGACCUUUGAUACUGAACCGUCGCUCUCUACUGCCGUCGCUUCUACUGCUGCCCCUCCACGUCGUUCAACGCGCUCUAACACGAUCGACCCCUUAUCUGAUCGAGCAACUUCACUUUUGAUACGCAGGACGUUGUGUUCUCCUCAGCUCGGCGAUAAGAACCGCGAUGCGCAAGUGCCCAUUGACGAGCUGCUUCCUCCUUUGACCAGUCGCAACGAUGUCGACCUCCAGCUAUACGCAGUUCUCGCUAUCGUACUAAGAGAGUUUGUUCAAAGCUGGUACAAUAAAAUCACGACAGACGAGAACUUUGUCGCAGAAGUCUUGCACAUCAUCGCUCAUUGUUCGCGAGCACUGGAGCAGCGCUUCCGCAAGGUUGAUCUGGAAACUUUGGUUUUGGACGAGAUACCCGACUUGCUGGACAAGCAUAUCACUUCAUACCGAAUCUCUCACAGUACUAUUUCAAGGCCCCCUGUGGAGGUAGAUCCCCGAGAGGCAUACCACGCUUUAUGUCCUCUUCCGCACCUAGCGCCAGUGCCUCGCUUAGACAAACCAGACACAAUAUCCGACCAAGCUGGGAACGAAGCGUUAUAUCGACAGCUGCUAGUCCAAGGCAUCCUCGCCAUUCUCUUGCCCACGGAAGACCUCGAGAACCCAUGUCUCACGAGUCUCGUCGAACAAAUCUUCUCCGAGCUCAUAAUUGGCAACAUCAUAGCUAAUAAGGCUUCACAGCCGUGGAUGUUAUACGAGGGCAUCUGUAUCACAGCCAGGGUUUUGCGCCAAAAGAAGGAUGAUGGGCCGUCGGCUGCAGGAACCCACAAGGAAACUUCUGAGUCAAAGCUUGAAGUCAAGGGUCGUCGCGCUUGGUCUGUGAGAUCUUCUGUAAGGUCCGUUUUUCUCGGCGUUAUCCAACUUGGAAUGAUAGUAGUUGCUUCACUCCGAUUUAUCAGUACUGCCCUGGUGAUGGCUUCAUCCCUACCUGCUAGAACGACACCCAUGAACGAAAAGGAAGUAUCGUUGGAUCAGGAUAAACAGUCCAGCGUCUCAUCGAGCCACGAGUCAGCCGACUACAUUAAAGCGCCUAUCCUAUCAUGUCGAGUAUGGACAUGCCUUGGAAAUUUGCUUGAGCUGAGCUUGCGCAUGCCUUGGCUCGAUGGAUUUUUGUCACUUUUACAGUACGGCGCGGUCAACGGACCUGGACGAAUCGCUGGCCAUGAUGGCCCUGUUGACAGGCUCCUCUCUCAUCAUAUCAGUUCUCUCUUCUCUCCCUCGAACCUGCCCCCUCUUCUGCGUACACUUCGCGGCGUUCUCUUCCCCAAUAAUGCCCCCGGUAAGGCAUCUCUUUUCCCACCAUCUUCCGAAGCCGAGCUACACGCCCUGCGUCGAAGAGCCGCUAAGUCACUUUGGGAGUUGCUACCGAAGGGUGUGGGAAGACUUUAUUUCGGCGGUCGCUUAUGGCGGCGAGAUACGAAGGCCGAGGGCGAUCCAUCGGAUGACGAAGAUCUUGUGGAUGAGAUGGAGCGGCUUCUCCUUGUACUGGAUGACGAGUACUGUAAUAAGCAUCUCAUGUACAGCAUUCUCGAAUUGGUACUUGCUAGAUUGAUGCCCGAGCUUACCGAGAAGGGCGUGACAGAAUUGUGGGAAGAAAGACUUGGUUGA